AUGACUAUGGCGUUUUGGGGUGUUCCUCUUGUAACAUCACCUAUAUGGGGAACGGGAGUUCUUUUGGCAACAUCUAUGAUGAAUGAUGCAGGUCUCCCGAAACGACAAAAGUAUCAAGCCAUAUGUAUGAUGGCUCUCGUAGCCAUGCCAGUCACACAAACCUAUACCAUCUACAAGACGUACAAAUAUGGAUUCUCAAACGAGGUUGCUUCUAUUCCUAUCAUUCCUUUUGCUGUCUAUGCUGCAAGUAGUUUCUUGGCAUUUCUUUAA
Molecule: messenger RNA, 270 nt
Organism: Cavenderia fasciculata
Lineage: Eukaryota; Evosea; Eumycetozoa; Acytosteliales; Cavenderiaceae
Exons: 1
Coding region: 1-270 (89 amino acids)
Source: RefSeq, a predicted model, not a curated record